Carlito syrichta (Philippine tarsier) is the source of this 1456-nucleotide messenger RNA. RefSeq names its product G protein-coupled receptor kinase 1 (gene GRK1). Gene Ontology annotation, biological process: signal transduction; protein phosphorylation; regulation of signal transduction. The record is from RefSeq and is a predicted model, not a curated record. The transcript is spliced from 6 exons. Gene Ontology annotation, molecular function: ATP binding; rhodopsin kinase activity. Gene Ontology annotation, cellular component: cytoplasm. Lineage: Eukaryota; Metazoa; Chordata; Mammalia; Primates; Tarsiidae. The annotation marks the transcript as partial.
CCGAUGGCCCCCCACGCCUGACGCGGGCAGGAAGCCGCCGCCGCUGCCGUCGCCGCCGGGAUGGAUUUCGGGUCCCUGGAGACCGUGGUGGCCAACUCGGCCUUCAUUGCUGCCCGGGGCAGCUUCGAUGGCAGCAGCACGCCGUCUGCGCGUGACAAGAAGUACCUGGCCAAGCUCAGGCUGCCACCACUGUCCAAGUGCGAGACCCUGCGCGACGGCCUCUGCCUGGACUUCCAGGACCUAUGCUGCGAGCAGCCCAUCGGGAAACGGCUCUUCCAGCAGUUCCUGCAGACGGACGAGCAGCACGUGCCGGCCCUGGAGCUCUGGAAGGAUAUCGAGGACUAUGACACGGCCGACGACGACCUCCGGCCACAGAAGGUGCGGGGCAUCCUGGCCGACUACCUGGAGCCCCAGGCCCGGCUCUUCUGCAGCUUCCUGGAGGAGGCGGCGGUGGCCAGGGUGAAGGCGGGCCCGGCGGCCGGCCAGGACGGGCUGUUUCAGCCGCUGCUGCAGGCCACGCUGGCGCACCUGGGCCAGGUGCCCUUCCAGGAGUACCUGGGCAGCCUGUACUUCCUGCGCUUCCUGCAGUGGAAGUGGCUGGAGGCCCAGCCCAUGGGGGAGGACUGGUUCCUGGACUUCAGGGUGCUGGGCAAGGGGGGCUUCGGGGAGGUGUGGGCCUGCCAGAUGAAGGCCACGGGCAAGAUGUACGCCUGCAAGAAGCUCAACAAGAAGCGGCUGAAGAAGCGGAAGGGCUACCAGGGCGCCAUGGUGGAGAAGAGGAUCCUGGCCAAGGUGCACAGCAGGUUCAUCGUGUCUCUGGCCUACGCGUUUGAGACCAAAGCCGAGCUCUGCCUGGUGAUGACCAUCAUGAACGGAGGCGACAUCAGGUACCACAUCUACAACGUGGAUGAGGAGAACCCCGGCUUCCCGGAGCCUCGCGCCAUCUACUACACGGCUCAGAUCAUCUGCGGCCUGGAGCACUUGCACCAGAAGCGCAUUGUGUACCGCGACCUCAAGCCCGAGAACGUGCUGCUGGACAAUGACGGCAAUGUCCGGAUCUCCGACCUGGGGCUGGCAGUGGAGCUGCCAGAUGGGCAGACCAAGACCAAGGGCUACGCGGGGACCCCAGGUUUCAUGGCCCCAGAGCUCCUGCGAGGCGAGGAGUACGACUUCUCCGUGGACUACUUCGCCUUGGGAGUCACCCUGUUUGAGAUGAUUGCUGCCAGGGGACCCUUCCGGGCCCGAGGAGAGAAGGUGGAGAACAAGGAGCUGAAGCAGCGCAUCCUGUCCGAGAGCGUCAAGUUCCCCGAGACGUUCAGCCAGGCCAGCAAGGCCUUCUGCGAGGCGCUGCUGGAGAAGGACCCCGAGAAGCGCCUGGGCUUCCGCGACGACAGCUGCGACGGGCUCCGCGUCCAGCCCCUCUUCAAGGACCUCAACUGGAGGCAGCUGGAGGCCG